This is a messenger RNA of Talaromyces amestolkiae, 1404 nucleotides long. RefSeq lists its product as uncharacterized. Gene Ontology annotation, molecular function: polyamine transmembrane transporter activity. Gene Ontology annotation, biological process: transmembrane transport; intracellular polyamine homeostasis. The transcript has a single exon. The coding region runs from base 1 to 1404 and encodes 467 amino acids. The record is from RefSeq and is a predicted model, not a curated record. Lineage: Eukaryota; Fungi; Ascomycota; Eurotiomycetes; Eurotiales; Trichocomaceae.
AUGGUGGAAACCAAAUUCACCGAGACGGAAAUAUCUACUUCCGCGCAAGCACGUACAUGGUUCGAUCGUUUUUGUCUUGUGCAGAGACGCAAAGAUCCAAAAACUCACACCUGGUGGCAGAAGCAUGCCAUUAUUGCGAUUAUUACUCUAUCUGCUUUUACCGCGCCUUUUGCCUCAUGCAUCCUCUUCCCGUCCUUCACUACUCUCGUGGAUCAUUUCCAUACUACUGAUACUAAGGUCGCCCUGACUACGACCGUCUUCCUUCUGGGUCUAGCAGUUGCUCCAUUGUGGUGGAGUACACUAAGCCAGGAGUACGGUCGCCGACCGGUGCUAGUAUUCAGCUUCCUGAUCUCAACGGUAGCUGUGAUUGUCUGCGCCGUAUCAAAUUCCCUCACCCUGAUCAUAGUCUUUCGUCUCAUCGAGGCACUAGGCUGUUCCUCUGCGCAAAGUGUGGGAGCAGGGGUCAUUAGCGAUAUAUACAUUUCUACCGAAAGGGGCUCUGCUCUAGGAUGGUUCUACCUCGGCACGUUGAUUGGACCUUUGAUUGCGCCAAUUAUUGGAGGUGCCCUUCAAGUUUGGCUUGGCUGGCGAUCAACACUAUACUUCAUGGCCAUCUUUACAUUCAGCACCGCUAUGCUCACGAUGUUAUGUCUUCCCGAGACCUUGGUCAAAUCUUCCACUGAAGGCCAGGAGGAAAAACUGUGGUGGUAUCAAACAGCAACGCGCAACGUCCUAGCCCCUUUGCCAAAGUUGAAAUUCCUAUUGGUGCCAUCAAUUGCUUUGACAAUCGCCUAUGUGAGUAUCUGUUUCGCCAGUCUAUACUGUUUUAACACGACCCUUCCGUAUGCGUACUCGGCGGCGCCCUACAAUUUCUCCGCCAUCGAAAUCGGACUUUGUUAUAUCAGCAAUUGCCUUGGAUACGCAAUUGGAAGCGUCGUAGGAGGCAAAUUGAGCGAUUCUAAAUUGCGACAGUACCAGCUUGCGCAUGGUGGAGAGAUUCGCCCCGUUGAAAGAAUUAAGACCGUAUGGUAUGGUGUUGGCUUCGUUCCGGCGGGGUUGAUCAUCUAUGGCUGGCUGGUCGAAAAACAGGUGUUCUGGAUCGCUCCCCUGGUUGGCGCUUUUUUGUUUGGACUAGGCCUCAUGCUUGUCACAUCAACCAUCAUGCCCUUCCUCGUGGACGUCAAGCCGGGAGUGGGUGCUUCGGUUGUGGCUGAUCUGAACCUGGUCCGGAACAUUUUGGCCGCCAUUGGCACUGUUCUGUCGCCGAUCGGAGUUUCAAAUAUUGGUUUUGGAUGGUGGAUGACAAUUCUAGCCCUCAUGUGCUCCUUGGCGGUCUUUUUGAUCGUGAUUGUUGUCUGGAAGGAAGGAGCUGAAAAGAAACCAGCCUCGGAAUGCGUGGUGUGA